CCAUUUCUUCUUCUUCUUUUUGUCUUGCAGCUAGGCUUCGCCCAAUCAGGCCAACUUCAUAGUUUUUAAAACAAAGCGCCUGAACGUUAACUUGCCUUUGAAGUCAAACAAAAAGGAGCACUUUAUUCUUCCUCACUUUGAACCUAAAAUACACCAUUUUCGCAUCACAGGGUAUUUUUAGAGGGCUAUUUCUGUUUCUACCCCGAGUAUUAAUAUUGCAAUUAUUCGUUCGUGUUGUGGUCCGACAGCGUCAUUCGAGCAGUAAUCUCUGGAAACGACAUGUUUCUCUAUGAUUCAGCGAUAUUUGGAUCCAACCUGGACUGCUGAUCGUGCCUGAUGAUGCCUGGCUUUCUUACUUGUAAGAAGUCCCUAAAGCUGGUUGCCGAAUAAGAGGAAGACAUGUGCUGCGAUUCAAACCUCAUUUCAAGAUGGCGUGUCGAACAGACCUUCUCUGUAAUGCCUCAGCAUGUGGAAAGCUGGAAGAAGUGUUGAAUUUAUUGCAAGCUGGAGCUGAUGUUAAUGGACUGAAUGCGUUUCGGAGGACUCCUCUGCAGGUGGCGAUGCUCGGAAAUGCCAACCUCGUCGAGCUUCUGCUCGAGGCAGGAGCUGAUCCCAACGCGCGAGACCCGACGCUAAACCUGACCGUGACUCACGACGCCGCACGCGAGGGUUUUGUGGAGACUGUGCGUGUUCUGAUAAAUCACGGAGCGGAAGUGAAUCUCGCGGACGAAACCGGUAACCUGCCGCUGCAUCUGGCCGCAAAGGGGGGACAUCUGGAGAUGGUCAGGAUGCUCCUGGACCUCACCGAGGACCCCCGGAGGACCAACGACCUGGGACACACCGCGCUGAGCCUGGCGCGAGACUUCAAGCACGAGGAGACGGCUGAUUUCAUUGAACAAUAUCUGGGGCCCUGAGUGACGUGAGGGAAGGUCUUGUUGCUAAUUUGUGUUUAUUAUAAUGGGCCCUCAGAGGAAGAUUAGCUCUUGUAGUAGUGGCAUAACAGUCUAAUUGUCAGAAGGCAAAUGAAAAUGUUAUUUUUAUCAGAGUCACCUCUUGUGACCAGACUCUACUCACCAAAGGUGAGUAAAUGAAAAAAGUCUUCAGUGUCGCACUCUAUUAUCUUUAAUAAAAGGGCUUUUGCGACAAGAGGUCACUUCCUCACGCACGUGAUUCCAGCAGAACCGCGGCAUUGUUUUCGAUUGUUCAAUAAGUUUGUAGCUUCUACUGUUGCGUCUUCUUUGUGCUGAAGUGCUUUAUAAAUAAAACGGAAAUGCGUCUUUAUCAUGUGACAUCAGAAGCCAUACUGAUUGUAAAAAUAUAUAAAGAAAUACCCAUCAACAGA
Poecilia latipinna (sailfin molly) is the source of this 1342-nucleotide messenger RNA. RefSeq names its product cyclin-dependent kinase inhibitor 2C (p18, inhibits CDK4) (gene cdkn2c). Gene Ontology annotation, biological process: regulation of G1/S transition of mitotic cell cycle; regulation of cyclin-dependent protein serine/threonine kinase activity; negative regulation of cell population proliferation. The transcript is spliced from 4 exons. Gene Ontology annotation, molecular function: cyclin-dependent protein serine/threonine kinase inhibitor activity; protein kinase binding. Lineage: Eukaryota; Metazoa; Chordata; Actinopteri; Cyprinodontiformes; Poeciliidae. Bases 429 to 914 code for a protein of 161 amino acids. The record is from RefSeq and is a predicted model, not a curated record. Gene Ontology annotation, cellular component: nucleus; cytoplasm.